Messenger RNA from Sus scrofa (pig), 6353 nucleotides. It is a transcript of the gene ABCC9, whose product is annotated as ATP binding cassette subfamily C member 9. Gene Ontology annotation, cellular component: membrane. Lineage: Eukaryota; Metazoa; Chordata; Mammalia; Artiodactyla; Suidae. Gene Ontology annotation, molecular function: ABC-type transporter activity; sulfonylurea receptor activity; ATP binding. The record is from RefSeq and is a predicted model, not a curated record. Gene Ontology annotation, biological process: potassium ion transport; transmembrane transport.
CAAUGAGGCCGGGCCUCACCCAGGAACGCAGCGACCUUCCCAGCCGGAGAUGCCUGCGGGGGGCGGCUCUGCCCCAGAGUCGGAGCGGCCGCUGGGGCUUGGGGUUCAGCUCCCGGGACAACGUCCAGCUGCCCGCGGCCCUAGAGCGGUGCCCCUCGGGGGUCGCGCACCGAGCCUUCGGAGGCACCAGCCAGCCGGGCCGACCAUCCUUUAUCAGAUCAGGACAGUUGACGAAAACAAUGGUUAUUUCAAGCUGACUGAGCGCUGACCCCCGAUAAAAACGAAUGUUGAUUACAGAGGGUUGCCUGGGACAAAAUUUAUGGCAUGCGUCCUGAGGGGGAGUUCUUGUGGGGUGAGUGUAUUUUAAACAUGUUAUCUCCUUGAGAAUGUCUGCACUCUCUGGUCGGGAGCUAAGAGUGGGAAAACUGUUUAUAAACCGUGGAAGUCGAAGCCCCACUUUCGGGGACGAAGAUUAAGGCUCGCUCUUCCGUAGCGCGGCAACUGGUCCAGACGAGUCACCAAGUUUCCCGGGGCGCUGGGGCCCCAGCUUGAGCCUGCCUUACUCCUGCGAGACAUUGGCACGCACGAAUACAGCCAGGCAGCCGGUUCCUCUGCCUGGAAUGAAGCCUUUAUUUCCCAGGUCCGCAAUGGGGGACAGUGAUGAAACCCUCAAAUCUGCUUCCUUAUCUGGUUAAUAAAAAGGCGCACACAGAGCCUGGGGGAACGAUUACAAGUGCAAGUGACCUUGCGUGUUUUAACUUUGGAAAAGCCGACUCCAGUGAUAACGGAAUUGUAGAUUGUAAAUUUCAAUGUCUAAUGAAUUGUGGGGACGAACGUUAUUUUGUAAAAUCCUAGUCUGCGCGUCCCAAAUUUGCAGCUCCGGUGCCGAAAGCUGGGCCGAGCGGGGGUGGGGAGGGUCUCCAGUACGAGGCGCGGCGCUCGGGGCUUCUGCCCAGUUUCCUGCGUCUGAGUCGCAGUGUCCGCCCCAGCCCAUAGCAGUCUGUGCUAUUGAGAAACUCGAUAGGAGGCAGCAGCUGAUCCCCCACCACCCUAAAAAUAAUCCGCUCGGCGCCCUGAUUGCUUCGGCCAGGGAAGGAAAACUUUGCCUUCGGAAAAAAAAAUGAUUUGCGACCAUUGCUAAAUCAAUAAUCAAUGAAAGGGAAGAGAGAAAAGAGUAAACUGUAUAAGAAGAAAUGAGCCUUUCAUUCUGUGGUAACAACAUUUCUUCAUAUAAUAUCUACGAUGGUGUGUUACAAAACCCCUGCUUUGUGGAUGCCCUCAAUCUGGUCCCUCAUGUCUUCCUGUUGUUUAUCACUUUCCCAAUAUUGUUUAUUGGGUGGGGGAGUCAAAGCUCAAAAGUACAAAUUCAUCACAACACAUGGCUUCAUUUUCCUGGACAUAACCUGAGAUGGAUUCUUACAUUUGCCCUCCUAUUUGUGCAUGUUUGUGAAAUAGCAGAAGGCAUCGUUUCAGAUUCACGGCGAGAGUCACGACAUCUCCACCUCUUCAUGCCUGCGGUGAUGGGAUUUGUGGCCACUACGACAUCAAUAGUAUAUUAUCAUAAUAUUGAAACAUCAAAUUUUCCCAAGUUACUUUUAGCCUUAUUCCUGUAUUGGGUAAUGGCCUUUAUCACAAAAACCAUAAAGUUGGUCAAAUACUGGCAGUCUGGUUGGGGAGUGUCAGACCUGCGAUUCUGUAUCACCGGCAUGAUGGUCAUUUUGAAUGGACUUCUGAUGGCUGUGGAGAUCAAUGUCAUUAGGGUCAGAAGAUAUGUGUUCUUCAUGAAUCCUCAGAAAGUAAAGCCUCCUGAAGACCUCCAGGAUCUGGGAGUGAGAUUUCUCCAGCCGUUUGUGAAUUUACUGUCAAAAGCAACGUACUGGUGGAUGAACACGCUCAUUAUAUCUGCUCAUAAGAAGCCUAUUGAUCUGAAGGCCAUUGGAAAAUUACCAAUAGCCAUGAGGGCGGUAACAAAUUAUGUUUGUCUGAAAGAUGCCUAUGAAGAACAAAAGAAAAAAGUGGCAGAUCAUCCAAAUCGGACUCCAUCUAUAUGGCUGGCAAUGUACACAGCUUUUGGACGGCCGAUUCUACUUAGUAGCACAUUUCGUUAUCUUGCCGACUUACUGGGUUUUGCUGGGCCUCUCUGUAUUUCUGGAAUCGUUCAGCGUGUGAAUGAAACCCAGAAUGGAACAAAUAACGCAACAGGAAUUUCAGAAAAACUCUCAUCAAAGGAAUUUCUUGAAAAUUCUUAUGUUCUGGCAGUUCUUCUCUUCUUGGCUCUUAUCCUGCAAAGGACGUUUUUGCAGGCUUCCUACUAUGUAACCAUAGAGACUGGCAUUAACCUCCGUGGAGCCCUGCUGGCCAUGAUAUACAAUAAAAUCCUUCGGCUUUCUACAUCUAAUUUAUCCAUGGGUGAGAUGACACUGGGUCAGAUCAAUAACUUGGUCGCCAUUGAAACCAAUCAACUCAUGUGGUUCUUGUUCCUGUGUCCCAAUCUAUGGGCUAUGCCUGUUCAGAUCAUAAUGGGAGUGAUUCUGCUCUACAAUUUGCUUGGAUCCAGUGCAUUGGUUGGUGCCGCUGUCAUUGUUCUCCUUGCACCAAUUCAAUACUUCAUUGCUACAAAGUUGGCAGAGGCUCAAAAGAGCACACUUGAUUAUUCCACUGAGAGACUGAAGAAAACAAAUGAAAUAUUGAAAGGCAUCAAACUUCUAAAGUUGUACGCAUGGGAGCACAUCUUUUGCAAGAGUGUGGAAGAAACAAGAAUGAAAGAACUAUCCAGUCUCAAAACCUUUGCUCUUUACACAUCACUCUCCAUCUUCAUGAAUGCAGCAAUUCCCAUAGCGGCUGUUCUUGCUACAUUUGUGACCCACGCAUACGCCAGCGGGAACAAUCUCAAACCUGCAGAGGCCUUUGCUUCCCUGUCUCUUUUCCACAUCCUGGUCACCCCUCUCUUCCUGCUCUCCACAGUGGUCAGAUUUGCAGUCAAAGCCAUCAUCAGUGUUCAAAAGCUGAAUGAGUUUCUCUUGAGUGAUGAGAUUGGGGAGGACAGCUGGAGGAGUGGGGAAAGUUCUCUUCCCUUUGAAUCCUGUAAGAAACACACUGGCGUUCCGCCGAAAACUAUAAACAGGAAGCAGCCUGGAAGAUAUCACCUGGACAGCUAUGAGCAAUCAACACGACGUCUGCAUCCCGCCGAGACCGAGGAUAUUGCAAUAAAGGUCACAAAUGGAUACUUUUCAUGGGGCAGUGGCUUAGCUACCUUAUCUAAUAUAAAUAUUCAAAUUCCAACAGGUCAGUUAACCAUGAUUGUGGGCCAAGUGGGAUGUGGGAAGUCCUCUCUCCUCCUUGCCAUCCUUGGUGAGAUGCAGACACUGGAAGGGAAAGUUCACUGGAGCAAUGUAAAUGAAUCUGAACCUUCUUUUGAAGCAACCAGAAGUAGGAGCAGGUAUUCUGUGGCUUAUGCAGCUCAAAAGCCUUGGCUAUUAAAUGCUACGGUGGAAGAAAAUAUUACCUUUGGAAGUCCUUUCAACAAGCAGAGGUACAAAGCUGUCACAGAUGCCUGUUCUCUUCAGCCGGAUAUUGACUUACUACCAUUUGGAGACCAAACUGAAAUUGGAGAGAGGGGCAUCAACCUGAGUGGGGGUCAGAGGCAAAGAAUCUGUGUGGCCCGAGCUCUCUAUCAAAACACCAACAUUGUCUUCUUGGAUGAUCCAUUUUCUGCCUUGGAUAUUCACUUGAGUGACCAUUUAAUGCAGGAAGGGAUUUUGAAAUUUCUCCAAGAUGACAAGAGGACACUUGUUCUUGUGACUCACAAAUUACAAUAUCUAACACAUGCUGACUGGAUCAUAGCCAUGAAAGAUGGAAGUGUACUAAGAGAGGGGACUUUGAAGGACAUUCAAACCAAAGAUGUUGAGCUUUAUGAGCACUGGAAGACACUUAUGAAUCGGCAAGAUCAAGAACUAGAAAAGGAUAUGGAAGCUGACCAAACAACUUUAGAGAGAAAAACACUCCGAAGAGCCAUGUACUCAAGAGAGGCUAAAGCCCAACUGGAGGAUGAAGAUGAAGAGGAAGAAGAGGAGGAAGAAGAGGAUGAUAACAUGUCCACUGUAAUGAGGCUCAGGACUAAAAUGCCGUGGAAGACCUGUUGGCGAUACCUCACUUCUGGAGGAUUCUUCUUGCUCUUCCUGAUGAUUUUCUCUAAGCUUUUGAAGCAUUCCGUCAUUGUAGCUAUCGACUAUUGGCUGGCCACCUGGACCUCAGAGUACAAUAUAAAGAAUACUGGAAAAACUGAUCAGACCUUCUAUGUAGCUGGAUUUAGCAUACUUUGUGGAGCAGGCAUUUUCCUCUGCCUUGUCACAUCUCUCACUGUGGAAUGGAUGGGCCUCACAGCUGCCAAAAAUCUUCACCACAAUCUCCUCAAUAAGAUAAUUCUUGGACCAAUAAGAUUCUUUGAUACCACCCCACUGGGACUGAUUCUCAAUCGCUUUUCUGCUGAUACAAAUAUCAUCGAUCAGCACAUCCCUCCAACGCUGGAAUCUCUAACUCGCUCAACGCUGCUUUGCCUGUCUGCCAUUGGCAUGAUUUCUUAUGCUACCCCUGUGUUCCUGGUGGCACUUGUGCCUCUUGGGGUAGCCUUUUAUUUUAUCCAGAAAUACUUCCGAGUGGCCUCUAAAGACCUCCAGGAACUUGAUGAUACUACCCAGCUCCCUCUGCUUUGCCACUUCUCAGAAACCGCUGAAGGACUCACCACCAUCCGGGCAUUUAGGCAUGAAACCAGAUUUAAGCAACGUAUGCUGGAACUGACAGACACAAACAACAUUGCCUACUUAUUUCUCUCAGCUGCCAACAGAUGGCUAGAGGUCAGAACGGAUUAUCUGGGAGCUUGCAUUGUCCUCACUGCAUCUAUUGCAUCCAUCAGUGGGUCUUCCAAUUCUGGAUUGGUGGGCUUGGGUCUUCUGUAUGCACUUACAAUAACCAAUUAUUUGAAUUGGGUGGUGAGGAACUUGGCCGACCUGGAGGUCCAGAUGGGGGCAGUGAAGAAAGUGAACAGUUUCUUGACUAUGGAGUCUGAGAACUAUGAAGGCACCAUGGAUCCUUCUCAAGUUCCAGAACAUUGGCCUCAGGAAGGAGAGAUCAAAAUUCACGAUCUGUGUGUCAGAUAUGAAAAUAAUCUGAAGCCUGUUCUUAAACACGUCAAGGCUUACAUCAAACCUGGGCAAAAGGUGGGCAUAUGUGGUCGCACUGGAAGUGGGAAGUCAUCGUUAUCACUUGCUUUCUUCAGAAUGGUUGAUAUAUUUGAUGGAAAGAUUGUCAUUGAUGGAAUAGACAUUUCAAAACUGCCCCUGCACACACUACGUUCUAGGCUUUCAAUCAUUCUACAGGAUCCAGUACUGUUCAGCGGUUCUAUUCGAUUUAAUUUAGAUCCAGAGUGCAAAUGCACAGAUGACAGACUCUGGGAAGCUCUAGAAAUUGCUCAGUUAAAGAAUAUGGUCAAAUCUCUACCAGGAGGUCUAGAUGCAGUCGUCACUGAAGGUGGGGAGAAUUUUAGCGUUGGACAGAGACAACUCUUCUGCCUGGCCAGGGCCUUUGUCCGAAAGAGCAGUAUUCUCAUCAUGGACGAAGCGACAGCUUCCAUCGACAUGGCCACAGAAAACAUUUUGCAGAAAGUGGUAAUGACAGCUUUUGCAGACCGCACCGUUGUUACAAUAGCUCACCGUGUCUCUUCUAUUUUGGACGCAGGCCUUGUUUUAGUCUUAUCUGAGGGUAUAUUAGUGGAGUGUGAUACUGUUCCAAACUUGCUCGCUCUCAAGAAUGGCCUCUUUUCCACUUUGGUGAUGACCAACAAGUAGACCAUCCUGAGCUACUCUGCCAAGUACCCCAUGCUCUGCAUCGGGUCCACACCAUUCUGACUGCCGACUUAGUUAUUGUGAUGAAGCGAGGAAAUAUUUUAGAAUAUGACACUCCAGAAAGUCUUUUGGCCCGGGAAGAUGGAGUAUUUGCUUCUUUUGUUCGUGCAGACAUGUGAAAGAAUGUCUUAAAACCCUAAGUGUAUUUAAAAUAAUGCAGUCAUAACCUGCUUAAUGGAUCAUCAGCUAAAUCUUUGCAAAGUGGUAUCUUAAACUUUUGCACAUUUUUUUUUUGUAAUGCUUACUUGUUAUAUUGUUGAUCUUCGUAAUUAGUAACAAUGUCCCUUUACCAGUGAGUAUUAUUUUUACUCUGUUGACAUUUCUUCUUCCUGUUUUUUGUUUUGCUUUGCUUCCCAAGCUAUUUCUGCUUAAUGUGUUCAUUAUUGAUGUUUUUCUAAUGAUUAAGCCACAUUACCUUGAAGAAUAUCAGAUAGUAAUAAAAUGUGUAAGCUA